Prorocentrum cordatum is the source of this 2561-nucleotide messenger RNA. The record is from the annotation of a GenBank genome assembly. NCBI's taxonomy places the organism in Eukaryota, Dinophyceae, Prorocentrales, Prorocentraceae.
GAUGGGUGUUCGACACUCUGAACAACACGCUGUCUGUUGAGCGUGCAAAGUGGGACAAGUGCCAAGCCCUCAUUCUCGCCGCCCCGCAGGCAGAUUCAGACGGAACCUUGCUGGCGCGAGACCUCGCAGCCACCGCCGGUCUGGCCAACCAUAUUGCGGAGGUGUUCCUGCAAGGCAGGCGGCGACUGUAUCAUGUCUGGGCGUCGCUGAACGCAGCAAACGUGUACGCGCUGUGGGCUUGCCGCCCAGCGGCGAACCCCGUUGUCCACUUGAGCCCCGACGCGCGCGAAGCUUUGAGGUGGUGGCACCGCGCUCUGGACCGCGCCCCGGAGCGACCGCUGCACAGUGAAGCUGGGCAGCUUUCGCUUUGGGGGCCGAAAUCCCCCGAGUUCCAAGAUUGGCGUCGCUUGGCGGCUGCCGGCUGCCUGCGCGCCAUAGAAACUGACGCCAGCAAGCUGCGCGGAUGGUCAUAUAAUUUGUGCAGCGCUGGCGUGGUCAGGUCCGGCGUUUGGCCGGCAGGUUUCGCAGAUCUCGCAGACAACGCAGACGCGAUAAAUUUUAAAGAGUUGUGGGUCGCGGUCCAGGCCGUUCAGGCAGAACCCGAAUGGUUGCGCGGAUGGCGCGUCGUGUUUCGAAUUGAUAACACGGCCGCCAUCCAUUGCGUGAACUUCCGCUCCGGUCGCAUACCGCACCUCGUGCAGUUGGCCGAGGAAUUCGAGCAUGCAGAACGCUCGGCCGGGUGCUGGUGUUUGGCCGUGCACUUGGCGGGCGCAGCGAAUGUCAUCUCGGAUUCCGGUUCCCGAGACUCAGCAUUUGCGUCUCGAUGGAAUGCAGACCCUUUCCGCGAGGCUGUGCUGAAAGCGUCGGUGAUGGACCGCAUCACCAACGAAUUCGGCCCAUUUGAUUGCGAUCUUUUCGCGGACCGGCUGGGGGUCACCGCGAAAGCGCCGCUCUGGUUUCACCCCGAGAACACCGCGUUUGAGGCGCACGUGUUAGGAAACAAGGUCUGGGCACACCCGCCCCGCGCCUUGGCAGGGCAUGCCAUUUCGUUCCUGUCCAAGGCACUUGCCGAAGGCAAGUGCCGCGCUGUUUUUUUAGUUGUGCCAGAGGACACCGGAGCACCUUGGUUCCGAUCCUGGCAGCUUAACAAGUGGCGUAGGCUUGCUCGCUGGCAAUCCGGAUCAGAUCUGUUCCGCGCGCCGCGUCCGGACGGCGGUUGGGUCAGAGCCCCAGCCACGGAUCUGCCCAUCCUGCUCUUGGGCCGUUCGGGAAAACAUUCCAACGUGUACUCGUCCGUCCGUUUGCAUUCUCCGCUGCUUCUCGUCCUCUGUCCAUCUCGCGGUCACCUCGCUCAGUCCGACUGCGCGGGUCAUGUCGAUCCCGUCUUCGACGCAGCCGCGCAGGCUCAAGCUGAGGCAACGGCGGAGACGUUCGAGACGCAGAACGGGCACACCGACACGGUGAUCGCUUCCCUCGAGCAGCGCGUCAUAGCCUGCGAGGAGUUCGUAGCCAAGGCUAGCAAGCAAGAGGCUGACCUGGACGCGGCUUUCUCGUGGCGCGAGGUCGAGCGGUCCACAGACGCGCAGGAGUGGUUGGCCGGGUGGAACCGUCUGUUCGUGGACAAAGACUGGCUGGCCAACGUCUCUGCGCAGAUGGCAGACCCAGCAAUGGUCAACGCCGUAUCCGUGUGCAUGGCCAACCCGAACAACCCGGAUGCGCAGAAGAUCAAAGACGCGAUCGGUCUGCGCAACGCCCCCAAGACCACCUUGAGGGAGCUGUGCCUGUCGUCGUUCGGCGGCAGUCCAGACCGCUUUCGCGCGUUCAUGUCGGACAAGGCGGCGGCCCGGGACGACAAGGUUGUCGCCGCCAUCGCCAGGAAGGCGUUGGGCUUCUUCCUCCUGCUCGAGAACCAGCACGUGAACGCAGCCACGGCCAAGCCGACCUCGGCCGCCAAGUUGACCGCCCAGAGGAACGAGAUUAUGCCUCUCUUGUUCGUUACCCUCAAAGCCAUGCGCCGCAAGGCCAAGAAGGCGUCGGCACGGAACAGCCUGGAGCACAUCAUGCUGUGCUCCGAGUUCAGCUUGGACUGGUCUCUGGGCCUCUCGCGCCUCGCCGUCGCCCCCUUCGUGAUGGCUCCGCCCGGCCCCGCCGUCACGGCAGUCGUGACUUCCGGCUCCCCCGAGGGCGCGCCGGGCGCGGUGGGCGGGCCCGCUUGCAAGCGCCUGCGCGCAGACCCAGCCCAGGGCGGCGGCGGGGCGCCGGGGGGCAAGGGCAGCUGGGCGCCGCAGCAGGGACUCCCGCAGCAACACCAGAACCAGCCGAAUUCCUUCGGCCAGAACACCGGCAAGGGCGGCAAACCCCAGGCGCCGGGCACCGGCAAAGGCGGGAACAACAACCACAAGAAGGCCAACGUGACGGCUUUCGUCGACGCCAAGCACCAGGGCUCGCCGGACGACAAGGAGGCGAUCAGGUCCAUCAUGGGCACCUAUUGCCGCCACUGUUUGCUCGGGAGCUGGAGGCUCGUCCAGCGCAGCCGGGCCCAGCGCAGGCAAGAGGGCGGC